UGGGAGAAAUAGGUCAAAUCGUUAUUAUUCACGCUACGUGCCGUGUUAAUACGCCGUUAAUAUACAUCGAGCGAAUAUAGCCAGUGGAAUAUCUGCAAUAUCAGACCAAGACGAAGAUCCCGUUACCGCAGUGUCAGCUUCUUUGUCAUAGCUUCUGUAUCGACUGAACUUCUUCAUGCGACAGAACAGAGUGGUAUAUAAUUCUGUGGGGGCCACGGAGAGAUGAGAAAGAUGUUUGGAAGCAGUCUUAUACUACACCUAUCAGCGCUGUUGACUCUACACCUUGUCGAAGGGGGGGAAUCAUCACCAACUCCACCCCCACCUGUUAUUGCACCAGAGUGCCCUUUCUUUAAAGCACAAAACCCCAAAAUCCUUGGCUCAAAGUUCAAAGUUGACUUCAGCUUGGUUACAAAAGCAAUAAACUCCAGUCGAACAUUUAAGGACGAGUUGUUUCAUUCCCAUGAUGUAAUACAGGGUAAAGUUGUCGACUACCGCACGGGGAACGUCACUGUCGGAGCCAAGGGCACCUGUUUGACGUGUGACGCCACGUGCUCUUCCUGUGACGUCACGUUAGCUAUCGGUGGAUACGUGGAGCCAGGUGUGACGCAAUACAUUCUCCCACAGCACUAUUAUGACGUGGACCUUAUAUGUGUGGUAAAACAUAAUGUACCUGCCCUGACGUACAGAGCUCUCCCAGCUCGAAUAACGUUGGCAACGACUUGUGACUUUAGCCACGUAAGACCGAACUCUGAAUACAUUUUUACUGGACGAGUAACUACUUUAAGCCCAAAGCUCAACUUCGAGCUUAAAUAUGCCUAUAAAAUGUUUGACGAAAAAGUCGAACUUCUUCGCCAGCUGUGUGGCUUUCGAUCGCCGGAGAUAUCACCGACGUUGGCUGACUAUAACCAGUGUUCAACUUACGGGACAGACCCCGACAUGCCUUGUCAAGCAGUUGGGGCGGCUUCUAUAUCACGCAUUGCAUACAUAGCAUCAGUUUUUCCUAUUACUUUCACUUUAUAUACUUUUAGUUAUAGUUCAAUUAAUUGUCGUUUUAUUUAAGUCUAAACGCUUAAAAUUGUACGCCAAACCCAAGACGGACUCAUAAAAGAACAUAUGGGGCCUAUAUUAUAUUUUUGUUUGGCAACUACAGUAAGAAAUCACUCACUGUCCUUUGGAAAAUAUCAGUGAUCAAAGCCGUGGUCAUAUAUUCAUGUAUGUACCGGUAUAUAUACUAUAGUGUUCAUCGACUUCAUCAUCGUACAGAAAAUUGCCACUGAAACCUCGAUCGGUUCAUAAAAUGACAUAAAGUCUGUUACAAUGUGAAAUACCUCUAUACCCUGUUAUACCAAACUGUCAUCUGUCUUGUAUUC
Molecule: messenger RNA, 1370 nt
Organism: Lingula anatina
Lineage: Eukaryota; Metazoa; Brachiopoda; Lingulata; Lingulida; Lingulidae
Source: RefSeq, a predicted model, not a curated record